ACUUAAGGUCCUGUCCCCCGACGACAACGUGGUGAAGUGGUUUGAAGAGGAGAGCAUUCCGUAUGGCUACUUUCACACCCCCGUCGCCGAACUGUAUUGGCUGGUGAGCACUAACCGCCAUACGAACAUGCCCGUCAAGUUUCUCAUUUCCGAAGACCUCAUCGACCAAGCCUGCGAAGUACUCACUCGCCAUGGGCUGGUCGCAUGCCCCUACGGAGAUGACUGCCAGCUGACCCGCUCACUGGCCCAGAUCCCCAGCUCGGCGGAUCAUUACCAUGCGGCUCUGCCAGCCGGUGCGGGCGCUCAAGGACCCGGAUGCAAUGAAUCUUGAUGAGGAUAUCCCCUCCUUCCCCCCGCCAGGCAGUGCGGGCGCUCCUAACGAUGCCUACGGCCUGACGAUCCUCCUCUACCCGCAGGAGGACCUCUUCUGGUUCUUCUCCACCCCGCCUCGCCGGACCGAGCUCGAAAACAGCCAUUGCUACAUUGAAUCGCGUGAGCCCAUCAUCUGCCGGCUCUGGAACUGCCCCGUGGUCACCUACACGCAGCGGACGUGGGCGGAGACGGUGCUGAUCAACCUGAGCCGCGACCUGGCGACGCGCGCCGGCGUGCCGCAGGCCUACUGGCACGCCGAGCUGAAGCACAUCGCCAUGUUCUGGUACAACGACCACCCGUCCGCGUCCCAGAAUGGAGACUCCCAGGUCGACCUGCAACCUCGCAACAUGAUCAAGCCAUACAGCACCAUCCUGAGCCUGUUCCGCGAGGCCCUGUGGUUCUACGACCAGGACGGAUUCUCGGACGCGGUCAAGGCGGAGUUUCGGGAGAUGUUCGACGAGCUCGAUCUGAUGGGACUGUUCCCGCCUGGCCCUGGGUUGCGUGUCGAUCCCUGCACCGACCACACCUUUACAGGGCACGGCCCGAUUCCUGCGUAUUUGGCGCCGUCGGUGGCGGGCAUUCGUCGGGACUUCCAGUCGCGACGGGAUGGUUCGGGUUGAGCCACCGUCGCCUUCUUUCUGGUGGGUCACCUUUUUUACGGACAAUACAAUGCAAGUGUAGAAUACAAGGAGGCUCAUCUCAUAGGGGUCGUUCAUAUAUCCGUUCAUUCAUCCAUUUUAUCUAUAACAUACCAACCGCCCAAGCACAACACAAAUUCCACCAACCAAGUUCAGCCAACGGUCAACAACCGCUCACAAAACCCCCCAAACCCGCGCUCCUUAUCAUGCACAUGAAUCUCCAAGAUCCAAUGCCUCUCCCACCCCCCCUUUCCCUUCCCCCGCAUCCUCUCCCCAUUGCCCGGGGUAAUAUACAGACUGAUGCGAUCAUUCGGGAUGCGCUCAUGCGGAAAGCUGCCGAC
Aspergillus brunneoviolaceus CBS 621.78 is the source of this 1351-nucleotide messenger RNA. RefSeq lists its product as uncharacterized. NCBI's taxonomy places the organism in Eukaryota, Fungi, Ascomycota, Eurotiomycetes, Eurotiales, Aspergillaceae. The record is from RefSeq and is a predicted model, not a curated record. The transcript has 2 exons. The coding region runs from base 276 to 992 and encodes 238 amino acids.